UGCCGUUUACUCUCCGCACGUAAUCAGAGUGUUUCAGUGAUCACUCGGAUCACUUUCCACAGUUGAAGCAACAGCAUCAUCCUCCAUGGACCCGCUCUCCGCCCUCCGCGACUUCACAAUCCGCGGCGAGCUCGACAAGAUCGUCCGGGUCAACGAUGAGUUCCGGUUCGGUUCCGACUACAGCUUCCCCUGCUACGCCGAGACCGCCUACCGCUCCAAGCAAGGCAAUCUCUACACCCUCGAAACCCUCCUUUAUUACGUCAACAACCACCAAAUCAAGCACACAGACUACAUCCAGUGCGCCCGCACCCAGGGGAUCCCCUCCGUCACUUUCCCCGACCGCAAGCCCCUCCUCGACUACCUCACCGGAAAGAUCUCUUCCUCCGACUCCAUCGAGUUCAUCCUCCCUCCCCAGAACGACGCCAUACACCACCCCAAAAUCCCUGCCGCCCUCGAUUCCGCCAGCAACGGUAACCACAUCAGCAACGACAACGGCGAUUACGCCGCUUUGGAUUCUAGGGUUUUCACUCAAAUUGAGACGCCGGUGGACUACAUGUCUUUGAUUUGCUCCAGCGAGAGGCCGUUGAAGGACCGCGAGGGGUUGCUGGAGUGUAAAGGCAGGAACUUUUACGCCGUUUUGACUUCGGCGACGAAGAGGGAAGAGGAACGGCAGCGUAUCGAGUCGCAGCAGAGGAAAGACGGGCUGGUGGCGAAAAGCAGGCUAAUGGGUUCCGACGAGAGGGGCUUGACCGGGUUCGGAGAUGAAUCGGGUUACGACCCGAAUACGAAGCCCAAAUUGCACUUGAAAGGAGGUAAAGUUGGGGAAGGGGUGCCCAUAAUUUUGGUGCCCAGUGCGUUUCAGACGCUGAUUACGAUUUACAAUGUGAAGGAGUUUUUGGAAGAUGGGGUUUAUAUACCCACUGAUGUGAAGGUGAAGCAGAUGAAUGGGGCGAAGCCAGACUGCGUGACGGUGCAGAAGAAGUUUAGUAGGGAUAGGGACCGGGUGGUGACGGCUUAUGAGGUUAGGGAUAAGCCCUCAGCAUUGAAGGCGGAGGAUUGGGACCGUGUUGUGGCGGUUUUCGUGUUGGGGAAGGAAUGGCAGUUCAAGGAUUGGCCUUUCAAGGACCAUGUUGAGAUUUUCAAUAAGAUUAUGGGUUUCUUCAUGCGGUUCGAAGAUGAUAGCGUGGAGUCGGCAAAAAUUGUGAAGCAGUGGAAUGUGAAGAUCAUCUCAAUUAGCAAGAAUAAACGACAUCAAGAUAGAGCUGCAGCAUUAGAGGUGUGGGACAGAUUAGAAGAAUUUGUGCGGUCAAGAUCACAUUCUUGAUGUGCAUCAAGGGUUGGCAAGGAGAAUGCCUGAGGAUGUAUACUUGAAGAUGGACUGGUCGUUUUACAUAUUUGCAAACCCUUGCCUGCUCAUUGCAGAUAUGCAGAGGGUUUCCCAGUUAAUCUAAAACUGACUGAGAAACAGCGGUCGGUGCCCUUGAACCAUCUUCUCCGGAGAUUCAGCAAGACAUUGUUGAGGUUCAUCUGAGUGUAGGAUCUCUGCAUAUGUGCAAACUAGGCUGAAGUUAAUACUGUUCCUACAUCUCCAGCCGCCUGUAGGGAGACAAACCUUUGCACAGGAAGUGCAAUGUGGCUAUCCGGGAGGACGGAGAUUGGAAAGCUUGUAUUACAAUAAGU
This is a messenger RNA of Pyrus x bretschneideri (Chinese white pear), 1680 nucleotides long. Its product is annotated as protein CDC73 homolog. Gene Ontology annotation, cellular component: Cdc73/Paf1 complex. The transcript is spliced from 4 exons. Gene Ontology annotation, molecular function: RNA polymerase II complex binding. Gene Ontology annotation, biological process: positive regulation of transcription elongation by RNA polymerase II; transcription elongation by RNA polymerase II. The coding region runs from base 86 to 1324 and encodes 412 amino acids. Lineage: Eukaryota; Viridiplantae; Streptophyta; Magnoliopsida; Rosales; Rosaceae. The record is from RefSeq and is a predicted model, not a curated record.